AUGCCUCAAUCCAGACCCAAGACCAAGUCUACCUUCUGGCCAAACUUCAUUUACGAUGCCUGGUUGUGGACCUUCUCAGUCCUCGUCGACCUCUUCUUCCGUGAGGUCCACCCUCGCAGUUCCUGGAAAGUCCCUCGCAAUGGCCCUAUCAUCAUCGUCGCCGCUCCUCACGCCAACCAAUUCGUCGACCCCUUGAUCCUGAUGCGUGUCUUGCGCACCGAAGCCUACCGUCGCGUCUCUUUCCUGAUCGCCGAGAAGUCUAUGAAGAGGAGGUUUAUUGGUUGGGGUGCAAGGAUGGUCGGCUCCGUGCCUGUUAGCCGUGCCUUGGACAUGAAGAAGCCUGCCCAAGGUACAAUAUACCUGCCCGACCCCAAGGAUGACCCAACUUUGAUCAAAGGCGUGGAUACAAACUUUGAGGACAACAAGAUCUACAUGGUAGGAGGUGUACUUGCCUUGCCGAGCUUCGACAACAAGUUUGCGAAUACCGAGAUCAAAGAGAUCCUGGGGCCGAACAAGAUCCGUCUUAAGAAGCCCUUUGGUGGGAAUGUUGCCUUGCGUCAAUUGACUGGUCAGGACGUCAAGGACGAAAAGGCCGACGCCACGUUGACUGAAGGCUUCAAAGGCACAGAGUUCGAGGUUGCUCCCCAUGUUGAUCAGGGUGAAGUUUACUCUUCCGUCUUCCAGAAAUUGCACGACGGUGGCUGUAUCGGUAUUUUUCCUGAAGGAGGCAGCCACGACAGGACCGAAUUGCUCCCCCUAAAAGCUGGUGUUGCCAUCAUGGCUCUUGGUGCGCUGGCAGAAGACCCCAACUGUGGCGUUAAGAUAGUUCCCUGCGGUAUGAAUUACUUUCACGCCCACAAGUUCCGCUCGAGGGCCGUUGUUGAAUUUGGCUCUCCUGUCGAGAUCCCAAAUGAAUUGGUCGAAAUGUACAAGAAUGGCCAAAAGCGGGAAGCCGUUGGUCAAGUCUUGGAGACCGUCUAUCAAGCACUUGUCUCUGUCACCGUCACAAGCCCUGACUACGAUACUCUCAUGCUCAUCCAAGCAGUGAGACGCUUGUACAACCCCAAGGGAAAGAAGCUUCCACUACCCAUGAUCGUCGAACUCAACAGACGUCUCGUCAAGGGAUACACUACAUAUAAGGAUGAUCCCCGCAUCGUCAACCUGAAGAAGUCCAUCCUGGCAUACAACAAACAGCUGAUGAUGCUCAACAUUCGUGAUCAUCAAGUCAGCUAUGCAAAGUUCUCCAUUAUCAAGGUCAUUGCCACACUACUGUAUCGUCUUGGCAAGCUACUGGUUCUGGCUAUUGCAGUCCUUCCAGGUCUAGUCCUUUUCGCUCCUGUCUUCAUCACAGGCAAAGUCUACUCGGUCAAAAAGUCUCGUGAAGCUCUGGCAGCGUCAACAGUCAAGAUCCAGGGUCGCGAUGUCAUGGCCACUUGGAAGCUGCUUGUCUCUAUGGUCGUCGCACCUCUGCUUUACAACUUCUACAACAUUAUCUUGGCCAUCUGGACUCAUUACAAUCGCAUCGGAGGUCGCGUGCCAGAAUUUGUUCCAAUCUGGGCCGUGUUCGUCUUUGGGUACAUCCUGUUCCCAGCCAUAACAUUCGCCGCUCUCAGGUUCGGCGAGGUUGGCAUGGACAUUGUCAAGUCAUUGCGUCCUCUGAUCCUGUCUUUGGGACCAUCAUCUGGCAACACUUUGGUCAAGCUUAGAGCCAAGCGUGCUUCUUUGGUUGAACAAGUGACUGGGUUAAUCAACGAGCUCGGUCCUGAGCUGUAUCCCGAUUUCGAUCAUCAUCGCAUUAUCUCAGACCCCAACCAUCCGCUUUCGCCCCAAUAUUCAGAACCUCAUACACCCCGCUCUCGCCGCAGCUCCGAAUACGACCGCAUCGGAACCGCAGGCGCCAGCAUCGGUGGCGGCAGCGGACAAAACACCACACACCUGCCUCGCAAUGAGUCUUUUGGGAACAUUGGCGUCUUCGGCUUCUUUUCUUCGCGACCUCAUACUCCUAAUCGCUCACGCAGCCGCAAUCGUAGUCGUACCAGCAGUGAUGGUGGCAUGGGUCUCGCAGCCAUGAAACCUAUGACUACCAUUGACUCGAAGGGUGGCUACGAAAAGGUUACUGAGAAGAUCAGGGAUGCGAUGAAGCAGCGUGGACGUAGGAGGCGGAGCGAGGAUGCUUUUUCUGCUGCCGUUGACGGAUGGGAGAUGGCCGAACAUGAUGAAGUUCUCGAUGACGAUGAGGACAAGAAAGAGGUGUGA
Aureobasidium namibiae CBS 147.97 is the source of this 2256-nucleotide messenger RNA. RefSeq lists its product as uncharacterized. The record is from RefSeq and is a predicted model, not a curated record. The coding region runs from base 1 to 2256 and encodes 751 amino acids. Gene Ontology annotation, biological process: phospholipid biosynthetic process. Gene Ontology annotation, molecular function: glycerol-3-phosphate O-acyltransferase activity; glycerone-phosphate O-acyltransferase activity. NCBI's taxonomy places the organism in Eukaryota, Fungi, Ascomycota, Dothideomycetes, Dothideales, Saccotheciaceae. Gene Ontology annotation, cellular component: endoplasmic reticulum membrane. The transcript is spliced from 4 exons.